UUUUGUUUUUGUUUUUGUUUUUUUGUUGUGUGUUGUGUGUUUUUUCAGCGUCAUGAUCUCCUCGUCCUCUUCCUCUUCCUCGUCGUCCAGCAAGAUGGCCUCGUUGGCGUUAUUCCUUUGCAUUGCAGUUGCAAUGACUGUCGCGGCAUUUCCGCAGCAUGCCGACGCGGCCCUGAGUGCUUGCUCGGUCUGUACUUGCGCCAGCACAUUUGUUGAAUGCCGAGGUUUGAGCGAAAUGCCCGAGUCCUUUCCCACCAACGUCGAAGUCAUAUUUUUCCGUGACUCCAGCUUGACGAUCCCGUCAGGAGCUUUUGCAAAUUUGGCAUCACUCUACCAGAUUAACCUUGAAGGCACAUACACCUCCUUUACCAAUGACAUCUUCCCGCGCACGGUCCGCAACAUCAUCAUGUCAAGCCCGUACCUCACUCAAUUGCCGACUGGUGCGUUUGCUGGACUGUCUACCGCUUCGAUCAUUAACUUGGCCUUCCCGCUGGUCACUACCCUGAAUGCGAGCGACUUCGCCGGAUUAACAAGCCUACGUCGUCUCGAGCUGACCCUUCCGAAUCUCACCAGCAUCGAAGACGGUUUCUUCACUUCCAUGCCACUUACCGUUCUGAGUAUACCGGGUACCAAGCUCACUUCACUAUCGUCCCUAACAUUGGCCGGGCUUACGUCUCUGAGCGAGCUUUACAUGUUCAAUUCGCCUCUAGUGACUGUGGCUGCCGAUGCAUUCGCUUCAUUGACCUCCGUGCGAUGGGUUUUGCUCACCGAAACCCAGUUGACGUCUCUGCCUUCGGGCUUCUUGGCAUCAUCACAACUCGUCCACGUAAAUAUGGAGGGCUCGCUCAUCUCGUCGAUUGCAGUCAAUGCCUUUUCCUCGUCACUUCAGGAACUCCGCAUUUCGCGCUCGCGUCUGACUUCCUUCCCGGUCGCUGGACUUUCGAACUUGGCCGGUUUGGCCAGUCUGGAUCUGAGCAACUCGAACAUUACCAGCAUUCCGGCUGAUGCCAUCACCCCGUUUGCUUCCAGUCUCAGAAACUUAGCGCUCAGCAACAAUCCCAUUACAAGUGUUAGCGGCGGCGCACUACUCAGCACCAGUCUGAAGUCUCUGUCCAUGCUCGGCACUCAGCUCACCAGUGUUCCUGCCGAUAUUGUCUCUGGCAAUGCGCCAGCACUGACAUCACUCGCUAUUGGUGGAUCUGAACUCUCGCAACUUUCCGAUGGUACUUUCAACUAUGUGCCCGCGCUCACUUCUUUGUAUCUGAGUGGCUCUUUCACGCAGCUGUCCGACACGAUUUUCAGCAGCCAGACCAAUCUUCAACUCAUUGAUCUUUCGUCGUCGAACCUGGCCGACAUUCCGAUCAACACGCUGAAGAAUCUACCGGCUUUGCGUUCAAUCGUACUGGCGCGCACAAAGAUUACAACUGUCCCAUCAAACGCUUUUGCUAGUGGAUUCCCCCAGCUAUCAAUGCUAAACCUGAAUGACAAUCGCAUCGCUUCUUUCCCGUCCGACGCCUUCACGGGCCCGGCCUUGACCGGAUUGUAUUUGUCUGGCACUGACAUUCUCGCCGUUCCGAGCGACAUUCCAACCCUUACGUUUCUAGAGCUGGCUCGCACCAAGUUUACCUCCGCCCCUGCGAAUGCGUUUUCGAACUUUACCCAACUCAACGGAAUUGAUCUGUCCGGCGCGUUAUUGCAGAGCUUGCCCACGCUUCCCGUCAAUUGUAGACAGGUUAAGCUGGCCGGAUCCAGGAUUACCAGCCUUUCGUCGAACCUGUUUGGCAACUCUGGUUCUCCCGACUUUGAUUUGUCGUCCAUGCCACUCCUGACGACCCUUCCGCCUGGCCUGUUCUACGGUCUGGAUGGUGACUUUGGAUGGACCCUCAAUCCCAAUUUCUUUGCUCCAGGCGCUGCGCCUCCAAGCACCUUUUAUGCCACCGACGGCUCGGUUGCGCCGUGCAAUGUACAGUGCGCCACUUGCUUCUCGGGGGAGCAGGAGGCGUGCUGCCCCUCCAAUUGCCUGCGUUGCUCGUCUUCCACCACUUGCACCCAAUGCUACGAUGGCUUCGGAGCUUUUAACAACACGUGUGUGCCCGCUUCAUUUUUGUCCUCCGUGGCGGCCGUGCUUUCCACCAGCUCUGCCGUCGCUGCUUCGGCUGCUUCUACAGCGUCGGCUUCCGUGGCGACAACAGCGUCGGCUGCUGCUGCUUCUGCCGCGUCCAUCUCGGCUGAGCUGGUGUCGAUUUCCCGCGCUUCUGCCUUUUCCGUGGCGGCCAUGGCCAACGCAGCGGGCAACACCGAUGCGCAAAGCAACGUGGCUCCGAUCGUUGGUGCGAUUGUCGGCGGAGUGGCGUUCCUUGCGCUACUUGCCGUCGUAGCGGUUCUUCGCCGUCGUCGUUCGAGCAAGUCGUCGUCGCGUACGUCCUCCGGCACCACUUCUCUGCGUUCGAGCAUCUCGGGUUCCGACUAUGCCCCGGCUUUCCUUGUGGUCCCCAGCUCGAAAGCUGGAAAGCCCCAACAGGUCAAGGAAGAGAACCCAUACGAAUCGGUUGCUCAGCAACCCGUCUACGAGCACGUUGGUGUGGCCGCUGGCAUGGCCGCUGAGCCAGUCUCCCACGAGUACGCCAACAGCGCACACUCGGCUCAACCAGAGGAGGGGCUGUACGCCGAAACCAUGCUCGCUGCUUCUGCUGCCAACAAGACUGUCGUCCCGUCCACUGUCGAGUACGCAAUGAUCCGGGGCUCGGUCACCCCGGACACUGGGCUUUAUGCCAACCUUGACGCGAACUGAGCGUUUUGGGUAUUGUAGCUUGUUUUCAAGUGUUUUCAAGCGUUUAUCAAGUGUUUUCAAGCGUUUAUCA
Molecule: messenger RNA, 2861 nt
Organism: Capsaspora owczarzaki ATCC 30864
Lineage: Eukaryota; Filasterea; Ministeriida; Capsasporidae
Exons: 25
Coding region: 53-2791 (912 amino acids)
Cellular component (GO): extracellular matrix
Molecular function (GO): protein binding
Source: RefSeq, a predicted model, not a curated record